CUUCCUGAGUUGUGCUGCGGGCAUGCGCACUGGGCGUCCCCACGCCACCGCCCAUCAGCUGAGAAUUGCAGCUGAGGGCUCCGGGGUAGGUGGGUGACGGCGGUCGGAGGUGUAGGAGGGAGCCGUGGAGGUCCAGGUGACUGCUUAGAAAACUGCACAGCAUCUGAUGAAAUUAGCGAAUAAGAACAUCAGCCAUGUCUUACACUCCAGGAGUUGGUGGUGACCCCGCCCAGCUGGCCCAGAGGAUCUCUUCUAACAUCCAGAAGAUCACACAGUGUUCUGUGGAAAUACAAAGAACUCUGAAUCAACUUGGAACACCUCAAGAUUCACCUGAAUUGAGGCAACAGUUGCAACAGAAGCAGCAGUAUACUAACCAGCUUGCCAAAGAAACAGAUAAGUACAUUAAAGAGUUUGGAUCUCUGCCCACCACCCCCAGUGAACAGCGUCAAAGGAAAAUACAGAAGGAUCGCUUAGUGGCAGAGUUCACAACAUCACUGACAAACUUCCAGAAGGUCCAGAGGCAGGCUGCUGAGCGAGAGAAAGAGUUUGUUGCUCGAGUAAGAGCCAGUUCCAGAGUGUCUGGCAGUUUUCCUGAGGACAGCUCAAAAGAAAGGAAUCUUGUAUCCUGGGAAAGCCACACUCAACCUCAAGUGCAGGUGCAGGAUGAAGAAAUUACAGAGGAUGACCUCCGUCUUAUUCAUGAGAGAGAAUCUUCUAUCAGGCAACUUGAAGCUGAUAUUAUGGAUAUUAAUGAAAUAUUUAAAGAUUUGGGAAUGAUGAUUCAUGAACAAGGAGAUGUAAUAGAUAGCAUAGAAGCCAAUGUGGAAAAUGCAGAGGUGCACGUUCAGCAAGCAAAUCAGCAGCUGUCAAGGGCAGCAGAUUAUCAGCGCAAAUCCAGAAAAACCUUGUGCAUCAUCAUUCUUAUCCUUGUCAUUGGAGUUGCGAUUAUCAGUCUCAUCAUAUGGGGAUUGAACCACUGAAGUUAUAAAGGAGCACACUGUCGCACUACAUGGUCUAAAUUAUGUAGGAAGAUUCCUGUAAUCAUGUUUUUUUAAUUAUUAUUUUAAAGCUAUUGUAUAAAGGAUGGUUCCCAUACUUUGUUAUUUUUAUUGGGGGGGUUGGGGUGGUUCCUUUGGAUUAAAUCUGAUAUUUUCUAAUACUGAAAGAUUUUCUAAAUGUCACUGCUGACAUAACUCCCUUGGUCUUCAAUUUAAUAGUUGUUAAGUUUUUGCCCACAUUGCAUAUGCCUUUCAUUUAUAAUUUAUUUACCCUGCUUGACUUAGUUUUGGGAAUUCGUAAAUUUAAAGGUGUGUGUAUUCUGUUUGCAUCUCCCUGUCACUGUGACACACCUAGAUGUGUGUUACUUCAAUUAAAAUUCUCAAAUUUAAUUUUGAUUUGCUUCAGCAGGGAAAAUAUUCUCAAUAAUGUAAAAUAAUUAAGGUCUAUACAUGGGUUGUAUUUUUCUGGUUCACAACAGCACAAAGUGUCUUUCAUUUUUUUCUUGGUUUUCUUUUAAGAUCUUUUUUACCCUGAAGUCGGUGAAUACUUUUCUAGUUUAUUUGAUACUCCUUCUGUGUAUAUAUUAAGCUUUUGCUGUAGAUUGCCUAGUAAAAUUACUAAGGGUAGGUUGUUUUCACAUAUGGUCUAUUUAAGUCUGAUGUUUACGGGGGAAAGUGUAGUUACUAAAAAUGUUUAACAUAAUUUGGAAGAAGAGUAUGAACAACCAAUACCAAUACCUAUUGCGUUUGGAUUCUUAAGACCCCAGUUUGUUAUUCCACUAAACUAGUUAUCUUAACCAUAUCAUCUGGUUUUGUGGGCUGUUAUUUACCUUCCCUUAUGUCUUAUAGAAUAAUGGUUAAUAUUUUUAGGUCAGAAUUACUUUUGGAAAGUAACUUUCCCACAAUUAACUGUUUUUGAGCACCUGACAAAAUUUAGUGUUUACCUUGCGUGCCAUUUUGUGUCAUCCUUCAUUAGAAAAGCAAUUGGAGGUUUGCCAGUUAUCUCACUUCCCUUUUUAAAUCAAUGUUGUUUUAAUGCACUAAUCUGAAUUCUGUAAAGAGGAUUAUCUUAGUUUAUACUUUGUAUUUUAUAAUGUUCUUGUAUAGCAGUUCGGUACUGAAGGCGGUGUUUAACUUGGCAAGCUCUGAGACUUCAAUAAGUAGCUAAGUAAACCACAUCUUUGCAACCAAAAUAAAGAUGAGUUAAAAGGUAUCUGGUUAGGCCUAGUUCAUGAGGACUAUGCUCUGGUGGGACCACAGGUCACCUGAUACUUAGUGCUGUGCUGCCUGAAACCUCAGCAUGGAGACAUCACCACAUGCACUGUGGCCAUUCAGCAUCUUUCUGGAGCACCAGUUCACUCCAGGUUUUUAUUUUAGGGUAUCAUCGAUUUUACCUACUUUGUCAGACUGGUAGAAGUUGCUUUGCAUAUCAGAAAAACUCCAUUUUUUUCCACAAAAGGGAUUACAGAAAACUCUUUUGUGAGUGAGUGAUUGGAACUUAGAGACUCCUGUUGCCAGAAUCAGACUGCCCUAGAACAGAAUGGACAAUGCAGGAAGGAGAGUUCACACAAACAGCACCUGUUCUGAGGCCUGUGCCAGCCCACCAGGCCUGCUCAAAUGUGGUCUUUACUUCAAGUGCACAGAGGCACAUGAGGUUUCUGGUGAUAAACCAGCGUCUUACUGCUGUUUUAAAGUCCCAUCCCCAUGGCUUUCACAAUCAGUUCCGUUUUUUUGCUGUACUUGAUAAAAUGUUUAUUCUCAUACAGGUCAAGUACAUUUACUUCUAUUCACAGUGAGUACCCAAUAACAACAAAAGCGCUUACAAAUUUGGGGGGCGUGAUUUUAGUACCUUUAUUUGAAGUGUAAUCAUUUUAAAUUAUUAUUAUUUUAACUGGGGCAGUUAUCAGUGGUUUAAACAGGAACUUUAGUGGCUUCAAUUCGUUUAAGAAACAUAUUAAGUUUGAGGGAAAAAUUUCCCAUGAAAUAUUUGGAACGUAAGAGUAGUAUUGAUUAGAGAAAAUUAAAUAAGAAACAUAGUAUGGUAGCCAAAUUUUUUUUUAAAUCUUGAACUUUUCUGUAGGUCAGUUUUAGAAUUGCUGUGAAAAGUGAAGGUUGCCCUGUGGAGAAUAAAAUUAGAGUUGUUUUCAUAACUGACAGCAUGGUGAAUCCAUUUGAGUCAAAGUGAAGAAUUUCCUCAUCAAGUGACUAUACAUUUGUUUUUGUGUGCUCAAAAGAAAUACUCAAACACAGACUGAUAUUAACCAGCCAGGUAAAUUGAAUGACAGUGUGGCAUUAGGUAUUUGGCUGUUGUAUUGGUCGUUAAAUACUAUGGUUUUGCAAUAUGAUUGAUGGUAAAAGAGUGAUGUCAUAUUGAUACUAGAGUAGCUUGUUUUUUUAGUAGGCGUGGGACCAUCUCUUUUACAAGUGCAACUCAGUCUAGGACAGCCAUGGAUGCAGUGUCUGGAGUUGGACCCUCUGAGCCCGCUGGCUGCCCCAGUAGCAUCUGCAUUGGUGACCAAGGACACUGCACUUUGAAGAGGUCGCCACUGGGUUAUUUAGUGUCUUCACUGCUUUUGUUAAAAAUUGUAAAAUUUUGUACACAAAAAGUUGUGUUUUUGAAUAUCAAUUGUUUAGACACACCUACAAUGAUAAAUAAGUGCCUUUAAAGGCCCCUCUUUCGAUGAAAUACAUCUGUGGUUUAGCAAGGAAAGUAUAAAAUAGUUUAUGUAGUUGGUAUAAUUUUUAUUUGUGUCUUCGUGUAGAAAAAAUGAAUGUCAUAAUAAAAUAUAAAACUUACGUAAAGAAAAUAAA
This is a messenger RNA of Pan troglodytes (chimpanzee), 3809 nucleotides long. RefSeq names its product syntaxin 7 (gene STX7). Gene Ontology annotation, molecular function: SNARE binding; SNAP receptor activity. Lineage: Eukaryota; Metazoa; Chordata; Mammalia; Primates; Hominidae. Bases 195 to 980 code for a protein of 261 amino acids. The transcript is spliced from 10 exons. The record is from RefSeq and is a predicted model, not a curated record. Gene Ontology annotation, cellular component: SNARE complex; synaptic vesicle; membrane. Gene Ontology annotation, biological process: intracellular protein transport; vesicle fusion; vesicle-mediated transport.